Molecule: messenger RNA, 2335 nt
Organism: Motacilla alba alba
Lineage: Eukaryota; Metazoa; Chordata; Aves; Passeriformes; Motacillidae
Gene: RGS7BP
Product: regulator of G protein signaling 7 binding protein
Exons: 8
Coding region: 480-1409 (309 amino acids)
Biological process (GO): G protein-coupled receptor signaling pathway
Cellular component (GO): nucleus; neuron projection; postsynapse
Source: RefSeq, a predicted model, not a curated record
GGCGGUGCUGCUGAUGGCACCGGCCCCUCCGGACCUUCCGCGCCGCUCCCGGCGGGCGCCCGGCCACACGCGGCGGGUCGGGCUUCCCCGCCGGGGCUCCGGGCGGUGCAUGGGAGCUCUUCCCCAGCGGGCACGGGCACGGUCGCGGUCGCACUACCCCCGCCGCCUGCGCGAAGGAGGACGGCGGAGCAUGCCACCGGCGGGGCGGUUCCGCGGGGACUGACAUGCUGCUGAAGGAGGGCAGACGCCAGCCCCUCCGCCUCUCUCCGCGGUAGCGGAGGCGAUGCUGCAGGGCGCUCUCCGGGCUCUCCCGCAGCCGCCAGGCUAUCGCCCACAGCAGCCGCGCUCGCUGCCGUGAGCGGCGCGGCUCUAGCCCGGCUGAGGCGACGAGAGGCGCGGGCCCGCACCCGUGCCCGGGGCGGCGGCGGGGAAGGCGCUGCCCGCGCCCGCGGGUGGCUCCGCGCGGCGGAUGCGUGUGCAUGAGCGCUGCAUCGAGCGGGCGCAGGAAGCGCCCCCGCUCCGCCGCCUCCAUCUUCCAGGGCAGCAGGACGUCGCCGCACGGCCGCGAUAGCGAACGCCGGGGCAGCGGCUCCGAUAGCGCCUACCAGACCCAGAGAACCCUGGACGACUGUAAGAUGCUUGUCCAGGAGUUCAAUACCCAGGUGGCUCUCUAUCGGGAGCUGGUCAUUUCUGUUGGGGAUGUCUCGCUCACCUGUCCUUCUCUGCAUGCAGAAUUGCACAAAACUCGAACCCGAGGAUGUGAGAUGGCCUAUCAGGCUCAUCAAAAACUAGCAGCAAUUUCUGGCCCAGAAGAUGGUGAAAUCCAUCCUGAAAUCUGUAGACUAUAUAUCCAGUUGCAAUGUUGCUUAGAAAUGUACACAACAGAAAUGCUAAAGUCCAUAUGUCUGCUAGGAUCACUGCAGUUUCAUCGGAAAGCCUUGUUUUCCUGGAGAUGGCUGAACACCUGUCUACCCAUGGGAGUGCCUGCCCCAACAGAAGGAGGAGGGGGAGAGAGAGAGUGUCCUAUGGUUUGGAAGAAUGUCAGUGACAGCACUAAAUUGUGGAGUAUCAUUCCUAAAACACAACCAAUAGCAAAAGGAAAAGAACCUUGUGGCCCACCCAAGAUCUUAGAUACUAAAGUGGAAGAGAGUUCUGAAGUACCUAUUUUAGAAGACACGUCAUUAUCACCAACAGAUAUUCAACAGCAUCUAUGGCAGGUUUCCACAGAUAUUGAAAACACUGAAAGAGAUAUGAGAGAAAUGAAAAACCUUUUAAGUAAACUCAGGGAGACUAUGCCUUUACCACUGAAAAAUCAAGAUGAUAGCAGCCUCCUAAACUUGACUCCAUAUCCACUGGUAAGAAGACGGAAGCGAAGAUUCUUUGGAUUGUGUUGUCUUGUCUCAAGUUAGAAGAUUAAGCACAGAAGGACCAAGGAAAUCAUGACUUUGAUUAAACCACUAUUGUUUGACCACUGAAAAGAUGAAAGUGGCUAAUCUUGAUUAUAAAGUAUAUUUUCUACACUGGGCUAUUCAUUUUUGUCUUCUGCUCCAUCCCCCUUUUCAAAUGAGUUUUAAUACUUUCAAAUUAUGGUGGUCAAAAAAUGGCUGUGAAAUAGAUCUAGCAUAUUUAAAACUUUUUAAAGUAUGUUUUGCAUGCUUACUUUCAAUCACUCAAAGAAGACACAUGAAUUAUGAUUCAUAUAUAAUUUUAGAGGGUUUUUUAAAUUGUUUGAGCUGCAGCUAAAAGUUUGUGUGUAGUACAGUAUUCUUACUAGUAUCAUAUUAAAAUCAUACUCUAACAGUCUUUAGGAGAAGAACAUUUGAUCAUUCUCUCAUGGUCUUUAAGCAUAGGAAACUAUUUAAGAGCAAAACUAUUGAAGUUCUAAGACAUUCAAACAAUAUUGUAACAGAAUUUGUACAAAAUCUCCAGUUGCUUUUUGUGCUCUCAUUCAUAUUUAGUCUUCCACUGUAUCUCAACUUCAAAGCUUUAUAGAAAAAUAAUUUAUGAUAAAAAAAAUAUGUAAAUACAGAGAAAUCCUAAUAUCUAUAAACUGUACAAUGCUUAGAAGCCACAAAUUUCCUUUUCAGGCAAUAGUAUACCUACGAGCUUUUGGAAAAAAAUAAUUUAUUUAAAAAAGGUGUAUUAAAACAAACAAAGUAAAACACAACGCCAAUCCAUUUUGUUGCCAGUAGAAUUCAGAGCAUGGUGUCUGCAUAUCAAGUAUUGAUCUUAUAAGGCAUGCCAAAAUUAUCUCAGACUCUUAAGAUACUAAACGUUUUACAUUGUUAAUAAAGUUUUUUAAUUUAAAUUAAAUGUUGUCUUAUUUCUAGUUGUA